AUGGGUUUCUUCUCUUUUCUUGGAAGAGUUCUCUUUGCUUCUCUAUUCAUCCUCUCCGCUUGGCAAAUGUUCAAUGACUUUGGAGGUGAUGGUGGUCCAGCAGCUAAAGAGCUGGCUCCAAAGCUUGAUUUGACCAAAGCACAUCUCUCUUCCAGAUUAGGAGUAGCAUUACCCAACAUAGAGGUGAAACAAGUUGUAUGGACAAUUAUUGCUCUGAAAGGACUCGGAGGCUUACUCUUUGUUAUUGGCAACCUCUUUGGUGCCUAUCUUUUGGCGUUCUACUUGGUGGUUGUUAGUCCCAUUCUAUAUGAUUUCUACAACUUUGGACCCGAAGACCGCCAAUUCUCUCUUCUAUUGACGGAAUUCUUGCAGAGCGUUGCGCUUCUCGGGGCAUUGCUAUUUUUUAUCGGAAUGAAGAACUCGACGACGACCUCCAAGAGGAAUCUGAUGAAGAAGAGGACUCCCAAGCCGAAAGCUGCUUAA
Messenger RNA from Arabis nemorensis, 483 nucleotides. The record is from the annotation of a GenBank genome assembly. NCBI's taxonomy places the organism in Eukaryota, Viridiplantae, Streptophyta, Magnoliopsida, Brassicales, Brassicaceae.